AUGCUGAGCUGAACAGCUGAUUCUGUGCAUUUAUCCAGUAUGGGCAGCUCCAUUCCGCUAACCUAGCAUCUAUUGCAGUAUAUAAAGGGAAUCAUUUUCACUAACGCUGCAAAGGAAAACGCACCAGCCUCACAAUGGAGCGUGUUCUUCAUUCAUCUGGCCGGACACGGGAAGAGUACCGGUACCAAACGGCACGUCCUUCAUCACAGCUCACCUCAAAGUCUGCCUUCAGCUUUGGGUCCACAGCACCGCUGAGAGGUAAUGCAAUCCUUAGUGAAUUCGCCGCUAAACCGGCAGAAAGCUUCGAUUUUUCAAACAAAUAUGCAGGUGGACAGAAUCUGAGGAAAAUUAGUGAGAAAGAAUUACUGCAGGGGCUCAAUGACCGCUUCGCGGGAUUCAUCGAGAAGGUUCAUCACCUGGAAAACCAAAACAGGGCGCUAGAGAAAGAAAUUGAGGCCAUUAGACAGAGAGCAAACUCCUCUGCCUCUCUGUCCAAAGAGUAUGAAUCAGAAUUUAGUAGUCUGAGGCAGCAAGUUCGUGAGAUAGGCCUUCAAAAGCAUCAAAUUGAGAUAAACCGCCAGAACCUGGAGGAAGAGUUGAACACUUUGAGAGAAAAGUAUGAGAGAGAGGCUCGUGGUCGAGGUGAUGCAGAGGACAGCAUUUCAGUACUAAAGAAUUGCAUCAAUGACGCAUACCUAGCCAAACAAGAGAUGGACAGAAAAGCUAAAGCUCUGGAAGAGGAGAUAAGCUUCUUGAAGAAAAACCAUGAAAGCGAGGUAGCCGAAAUGAUGGCCCAAGUCCAAGAGGGUCAUGUGACAGCAGAAAUAAGUGACUUUAGUAGAAGUGAUGUCACUGCAGCUCUGAGAGACAUCAGGAUGCAACUCGAAGGUCGCACGGACUCUGACAUCCGAGAUGCUGAGGAACGCUUUCGAGCGCAGCUCGCUAAACUGACCAAAGCUGCUGAGGUCAACAGAGAAGCCCUCAUGGCCACUAAAGCAGAGAUUAAUGAACACAGGAGACAGCUCCAGUCCAAGAACAUUGAGCUCGACUCUGUGAAAGGUGUGAGGGAAGCGCUGGAGAGGCAGCUGUAUGACCUCGAGCAACGGCACAAUGCUGAAAUCCAUCACUACCAGGACACAAUCAGAGAGUUGGAGUUUGAGCUGAAAAAUGCCAAAUAUGACACGAGCAGUCAUCUGAGGGAGUACCAGGACCUUCUCAAUGUCAAAAUGGCACUGGAUGCUGAAAUUUAUUCCUACAGAAAACUUCUAGAGGGUGAAGAGUCAAGGUACUCUACAAUCUCAGAUGCUCAUAUUUCAGUACCAUACAUUUACAGACAGUCACCCAUCUAUACUCUCCCUUGUGUCAAAAGGCAGGGGGGAGCAACUCGAAAGGCAGAGCCUCAGUACAAAUUUGUUGAAGAGAUUAUUACAGAGACAACCAGAGAAGAUGUGGAGAUAUCAGACACUGGCUCUGAUAAGAGUGGGGAGGGAAGAGAGGGUGACAAACCAGAUGAGGAGAGCAGUGAGAAAGAUGCACAGGGUGAAACUCCACAAGAGGCGGAAGAUACUGAAGAACCAGCCAUGGAGAACGGCAAUGAAGCCAAUCCUGAGUUAGAGACAGAGGAAACUGAAGUCAAACCAAGUGAUGAAAAAGAAGAUGAGCCAGCUGAUUCUGAGGUACAAAAAGAUGCUGACUCUGAACCAACUCAGGACUAUACAGAACAAGCCACUGAUGAACAAGAUAAAGAUGAGGAAUUAGAUGCAAAAGACACAGCGCACAAAGACCUGAAGAAUGACGUGCAGGGAAAAGUAGAAGAACCUGAAGAGGAAAAUAAACAAGCUGAAGAGACAGAGAAAGAUGUUCCCAAACCAGAUCUGUCAGAAAAGCAAGAAAUGCCAGAGAAAUCAAAAACUGUACCAAAAGACAAACCAUCUCAGGAACCGCAAGAUCCUGAAGCAACAACUGAAGUAAAACCUAAGCCUGGUGGGGAGACUGUUGGGGUAACUUCUCCAAAAACUGAAGAUGCUAAAAUCUCAUCUCAACAAUCUACAACUGCAAAAUCAACAGAGAACGAGAAAGAAUUAGCUCCAGUGCAACCUGUAGAGGAAGAUACUCCUAAACCAGAUAAACAAGCAACUCCCGAACAUACUGUGAGUGGAAAACAUACUACUGAAGAAGACCCUUCUGCAAAAAAAGACAAAUCUGAUACUGUAAAGGAAGAAACUAAGAAAUAUGAGCCUAUGGGAAAAGGCCAAGAGGAUAACAACAAACUAACAGAGAAACCUGUGGGGGAAAAGCAAGAGGCUCAAUCAAGUAAAGACGAAAAGGAACAUAAACCUGAGGAGUCUGUAAAAGAUAGCAACGUUGAACUGGUAGACAACAUGAAAACAGAAAAGGGUGAAAGUAUCAGGGCUAAAGAACAAGAAAAGACACAAACGGAGCUUUCAAAGGAUGCAGAAGAACAAUCGCAACCUGAAAAGUCAAAGAAACAGGAGGACAGCAAAAGCAGUAGUAGUCUAGCAAGUGUGACAAUAGAAAAGGGUGAAACUGGCAAGCUAAAAGAAACAGAAAAGACACAAGAAGACCUUUCCAAAGUUGCUGAAGAAAAAUCACAACCUCAAAAGUCACAGAUACCAGAGGACAAAAAAAGUGACAGUGUAAAAACAGAAAAGGCUGAACAUGCUAAGCCUAAAGAAACAGAAAAGACAAAAGAAGAACUUUCGAAAGUUGCAGAAGAAAGAUCACAACUUGAAAAGUCACAGACACAGGAAGUCCGCAAAAGUGACAGUGUAGACAGCAUCAAAACAGAAAAGGUUGAACAUGCUAAGCCUAAAGAAACAGAAAAGACACAGGAGGACCUCUCCAAAGAUAAGGAAGAAAAAUCACCUGAAAAGUCAAAGAAACAGGAGGAGAGCAAAAGCGAUAGCAGUUCUGAAAGUGCGACAACAAGCGGAGGGGAAGCUAAAGUCACAGAGAAACAGGUUGAUGAAACACUGAGUAAUCAACCCCCCAAAGCUCAGGAAAUAACAUCUGAUGCAAAGCCUGAGCAAAAGGAUAUUAAAAAAAGCAAAGAGGAGAUGCCUGAAAAAACUGUAGAGGUGGAUAGUGUGACAACCAAAGGCAGUGGAACCAGCAAAGAUGUUAAAAGUGAAGAAACUGUCCCAAAAGUCAGCGGUGCACAUGAAGUGAAGGCUGCAAAAUCUGAGACGCCAACCAAAACAGAAGCUAAAGCUCUGUAGUAGACAGAGCAGGUCAAAGAGAGCAGCAAGCAGGACAACGUGGACAUCAAAGGUCCAGAAGAAACAACUAAGCCCUCUAGUGUAAUGUAGAAUAUAAACAGCAGAAAAAAUAAAUGAGAAAAGAGAAUGUUCAAAUAGCCCCCUUGACGAAUCUAAUAUAAAUUACAAUUG
Sinocyclocheilus anshuiensis is the source of this 3410-nucleotide messenger RNA. RefSeq names its product neurofilament medium polypeptide-like. Gene Ontology annotation, molecular function: structural constituent of cytoskeleton. Gene Ontology annotation, biological process: neurofilament bundle assembly. Gene Ontology annotation, cellular component: postsynaptic intermediate filament cytoskeleton; intermediate filament; cytoplasm. The transcript has 3 exons. The coding region runs from base 135 to 3239 and encodes 1034 amino acids. NCBI's taxonomy places the organism in Eukaryota, Metazoa, Chordata, Actinopteri, Cypriniformes, Cyprinidae. The record is from RefSeq and is a predicted model, not a curated record.